This is a messenger RNA of Hordeum vulgare subsp. vulgare (domesticated barley), 2016 nucleotides long. RefSeq lists its product as uncharacterized. The transcript has 2 exons. NCBI's taxonomy places the organism in Eukaryota, Viridiplantae, Streptophyta, Magnoliopsida, Poales, Poaceae. The record is from RefSeq and is a predicted model, not a curated record. Bases 1 to 1776 code for a protein of 591 amino acids.
AUGGCCUACUUCUGCACGCUCUCCGGUGGCGGCGAGGACCCCUCCUUCUCCCUCCCGACAAGAGGCGACGAGAGGACGCGCGCGCUGGUGGCGGGUCGGAUGGCGUCCGCUCUGGAGCCGGAGGAGGGCGCGGGCGCGGGCGCCAAGAUCGUCGACCAGGGGCACGGGACUGCCGUGGUCCGCUCGUCGAGGCACCGGGCCCUGCGCCCGGACGCGGCGGAGGUGGUUCAGGAGGGACGCGACCGGCGGGCCAGGACCAAGAAGCAGGCGGCGAAGGAGGAGGGGCGCGCCCGGUACGGCUGCGCGUUCGAGGAGGAGGAGGGGAUGUUGGCGCCGCAUCGGCUGGUGUGGUCCAAGGUGAAGGGCCACCCGUGGUGGCCGGCGCAGGUGUUCGACGCGGCGGACGCGUCGCCGCUCGCGCUGGUGGAGCGACGGAAGGACGGGGCCGUCCUGGUCGCCAACUUCUGGCAGAAGACGUUCGCGUGGGUGUCCGGCCCCGCGGCGUCGCUCCGCCCGUUCCGCGACGGGUUCCUGCGCCUCGCCGCCGUCGACCGCGCCCACGUCCAGCUCUGGGGCGCCCGCGCCACCAUGUCCCCGUUCGCCUCCGCCGUCGACGAGGCGCUCGGCGAGGUCGCGCGCCGCGUGGAAGCCGGCCUGUCGUGCGGCUGCGGCGUCUCCAAGAAGAAGCAGGUGAUCGACAACGACGGCGUACGGGAGGGCGCGCACGGCGCGGUCGUGGACGCGGGGUUCGCCAGGGACGCGUUCCGCGGCGAGGCGUUCGUGGAGUACGUCUCCGCGCUGGCUGUCGCGCCGUUGGAGGGAGCCGACAGGCUCGAGCUCACCGUCGCCACGGCGCAGCUCACGGCCUUCACCCGGUGGAGGGGCACCCGUGGCCUCCCCGUGUACACGGCUUGCCAUGGCAUUGGUGUCGCGGACGGCGUCAUGGAGGGCACGCCGGCACUCCGUGCCGCCAGGAGGGGAAGGACGAAGAGCGACGUUGCCGACGGCAUCAUGGAGGGCACGCCGGCACGCCGUGCCACCAAGAGGGGAAGGCCGAAGGGCGACGUUGCCGACGGCAUCAUGGAGGGCACGCCGGCACGCCGUGCCGCCAAGAGGGGAAGGCCGAAGGGCAAACGGAAGAUGUCAAGGGACUGCACCUGCGACGCCAGCGCAAGCGAGAGCGCGGAAAACCCCUUGGAGCUGGAGAACUAUGAGCCAGCAAGGCCACGGCACGUGUCUCACCAGACGACCACGAAGAUGGGGAGGCUCAUGAGCCUGGCUGCGCGCCGGAUGUCGCUGUCGCCGGUGACCCGCAGACUAGCCGAUCCUCAGGCGAAUGCAGGUGUGACGAUGACAAGGUGCACCAGCGCUGCUGCCGCUGAUCAUACCAAUGCUGCUCCUUCGGUGAAUCUGAAGAAUUGUGGCCUCAACAAGGAUGAUGAGCCUUCGCUGACCGGGCUGGCGCUGAACUUCACCGGCCCAGACACCGUCCCUCCGGCGAGUGACCUCGUCAAGAUCUUCAGCAAGUUUGGGCCUGUGGUGGAAGCCAGGCCGGAAGGUUCGACGGUCUCCGUGGUGAUCUUCGAGAGGAAACUGGAUGCCGAGGCGGCGUUCUCACGCGCAGAGAAGAUCCGCGCCCUGAGCCCGAACCUGGUCAGCUACCGCCUCGCCCACUCGCUGUCGGCUCGCCCGCCGGCUGAUUUUCCUCAGAGCCCAAUGAACACCGAUGAAAUGAAUCACCUGUUUGUUGAUGUUGAUGAUGAAGCUCUCCAUUAGCUGGCUAUGGGGUUUUGUUUUGGGGGAUCACUCAGGAUAUUUUGGAUAGGAGGAGGCAAUGAAAGAGUUUACAUGCUCAAAUCAAGCAAGCAAGUUUUGAAGUUGGAUAGGUUGAUAUGGCCUGUAGCAGGAAAAAGUUCAGGAACAUGGACUGGUGUAGUAGUUUCCAGCAGUUGCAGCGUUGUUUGUUGACUAUGUUAGUGAGUUACCUGUGGUGCAAAGACAUAUAAGUUGAUGAUG